This is a messenger RNA of Penicillium bovifimosum, 609 nucleotides long. RefSeq lists its product as uncharacterized. Lineage: Eukaryota; Fungi; Ascomycota; Eurotiomycetes; Eurotiales; Aspergillaceae. The record is from RefSeq and is a predicted model, not a curated record. The transcript has a single exon. The coding region runs from base 1 to 609 and encodes 202 amino acids.
AUGCUGAACCAGAUCGCCACUAACCCCGACGUCGACCGGGAGUUCUUCCGGCAGGGGAAACCGCGGGUGGCCAAGAUCGACUAUUACAUGAAACGGGUAGUCGCCUUCCGCCGCAAGCUGUCCGUGCUGGUUCACAUCUGCAGCGGCCAGCCCGCUCGUGCCCCUGAACUGCUGUCCAUCCGGCACCGCAACACCGACGCUGGCGGCGUUCGCAAUAUCUUCAUUGAGGAUGGCCUGGUGGCCAUCGCCACCGCCUACCACAAGGGCUUCCAUGCCACCCACGACGCCAAAAUCAUUCACCGCUACCUACCACGGGAGAUCGGUGAUCAACUCGAUACAGGAUCUUAUCGCUGGCAUUUCGGCCACACACGCAAAGACUUCGAUCUCCUUACCCCUCACCAAUUCGCGAAAGCCCUCAAGAAUGAAGCCCAUGUUUUCGCACUGAUGGUUUGGGACAAGAAUGAGGAGGCCCAUGACACCCUUAACGAUGAAAUCCAUCCCCCUGACGACCCGACAAACCUCGAACCAACUCAAGAUAACACUUCCGAUCCCACGACCAAAUUUCCUGAAUUCGCCGCAUAUCCGAAAGCCUUAGAGACGUACGCUUGA